AAUGACAUGUAAUGUAAUGUAAUGUUGUGAUUUGUGGGAAGUUGGGAUAAAACCACACUGAGUAAAAUUACUUUGUGAUCAGACACACAGAUAUCCUUAAUUUUAAAGUUUAAAUGCCACUGCUUCAGCCCCUCCUCACCUCGAGCUUCAUGCCACUCUGCGCGCUGUCGUUCCGUAACACUAGAGGCCGCCAUGUCCUCUCGCUGCGAACGUGGUGGGGACUACUUCCUGGAGCGUCAGCUGAGUCAGAGGAAAAACACACGUAGGAGGUCUCACUCCGCCUUGAGUUCGGACUACAAAGAACGUCAACGACAAUCUGAAUUUGCUGACAGUGUGGUAUGAAUAUUCGUCGGUGAAAAAAUGACAAAUUCAUUCGAAUUAGUCCAAACUACCCUCCACUUGGAAAUACUGACAUAUACUGAGCUAGAAUGAACUAAGUUGGGAGUGAGUUCACGAAUGCAAAUGAGACAGACAAUGUAAACACUGUGUCUAAAUCCACUCCUGCGUGCACCAAGUGAGACUCCGUGUCAUUAGACGAUCUUUGCAAGCUUCCAGGAGCUAUACGAUUGCUGUUGCCAUAUGGAGGGAUCCCGUCCGCUGGUCCCCGGCCCGCUGUCAUCCUCCGAGCCGUCCAGCGGGUUCAAAUAAGACUGACCGCGUUUGAACCACUCGGAACCCGAGGGACCCACAAGGGGCGCCCGCGGAAGAACGACCCGAAGCCGACGCACCGCUAUCGGGCGGUUAUCGCCGUUUACACGCCCGUUGAACGGCGCUCUGACAGCACAACGUAGUAAGAAACUGACAGAUAUGUCUUCGUCCGCCGCACGAGACACUGUUGUCAAAAAGAAGCACGUUCGUUUCGCCAGCAUGGAGGACGAAGACGACGAGGACCAGGAGGAGGACACCCUGUUUGACAAGAGGAAGGACGCCGGGAGGGGACUGAAGAGCGCGCUGAAGGCGGCCAAGAGGAGCGCGAAGCCGGGAUGCGACGACCGGACGGAGGUGGUGGGCGGAGGAGCGUGCGGGCGCUGGAUGGUCACGCUCGCGCUCUGUGCAUCUUUCCUGGGCUUGGGAAUGAGCAUUUCCGUUCUUGGCCCCACAAUCGAGGACCUGGCCGUGAACGUGAAGAAGAACAUCAGCAAUAUUUCUUACAUCUUCGUGGGCCGGUCCGCGGGCUACAUCGGCGGUUCCCUCUUCGGAGGAAUUCUCUUUGACUGCAUGAACCCCCACCUCCUGCUAGGUUUUUCUAUGCUGGUCACAUCAGUGGGAAUGUUUGCGAUCCCCUUCUGUAAGCAAGCGCUGGUCCUCACUGGGCUCAUGUCCAGCAUUGGGAUGUCGAUGGGUAUUCUGGACACAGGUGGGAACGUCCUCAUACUGAACACGUGGGGCGAGCAGGCGGGCCCUCACAUGCAGGCGCUGCACUUCAGCUUCGCAGCCGGGGCCUUCGUGUCUCCGAUCAUAGCAAAGCUGCUGUUUGGGCCCGACGGCAACGGCAGCGCGGGAAUCGUCGUCGCAACCAACUCGACGCCUCCCGUCACCACGGAGAAAAUCCCCAACGCUAACGCGAUCAUCCGCUACGUCCACAGCAGGAGCGGUGCCCUCAAAUCCAUGUGGGCCUACGUUGUAAUCGGCUCCUACAUCUUUCUCGUCGCCUUCCUCUUCUUCAUCCUGUACUGUCGAAGCGGUGCGUCACGCGACAGAGCCAGGGUGUCCUCGGGGAAGCCCCCGGUGGCCAAACACCACACAGCCCUUAUUGCCCUGCUCUGCUGCUUCUUCUUCGCCUACGUAGGUGCCGAGGUGGCGUACGGCUCUUUCAUCUUCACCUAUGCCAAGGACUACGCCAACAUGCCUCAGUCCCAGGCCGCCGGGCUAAACUCCUUGUUCUGGGCGACGUUCGCCGCCUGCAGGGGGUUGGCCAUCUUCUUUGCGUCCUGCAUGUACCCGGGCACCAUGAUCCUGCUCAGCCUGGUGGGCUCCACCCUGUCCUCUCUGCUUCUCUGCCUCUUCAGCAAGGAGACGGUGGCCCUGUGGGUUUGCACCGGUCUGUACGGUGCCUCCAUGGCCACCAUCUUCCCCAGUGGCAUCUCCUGGGUGGAGCAGUACACCACUGUGACCGGCCGGACGGCGGCUGGCUUCGUGGUGGGCGCAGCAUUGGGCGAGAUGGUGCUUCCCGUUCUUGUGGGCUUCCUGCUGGGGAAGUUCCCGGGCCAGCCCCUGCUCAUGUACCUGUCGCUCAUCACCGCCACCUUCACCUCCAUCCUCUUCCCGGUCAUGUGCAAGCUUGCCUUGGCCCCCGGCGGCCAGAGCAGGAAGCCCCGCACCAGGGGUCGGCACGACGCGGACGACAGCGAAUAUCGGCAGGCGCUGCUGGACUCGGGAGUCAAUGACGACGACGAGGACGUGGAGGAGGAGGAGGAGGAGGAGCAAGACGACAACAACGAGGCCGAUCAGUGGAACGACGCAGACUUUGAGGUCAUCGAGAUGGAUGACACGGCAAGUCUCAUCCAUUCCCCCAGCAAGGCUUCCGCCCCCCCUGACCGCACCGGUCCAACAGGGAGCUCUGGUGCCUCCAACACCCGGACGACGGAGCCCGUGGGUGGAGCCUCUUUCUCAGACACCAGCCUGGUGGGAGACUCCCCGAGACGCAAACUACUGCUCUUUCUGGACCGAGAGAAGCGGGACUGAAACCUCCUCCUGUGGCUCCCGGGUAGCGUUUAUCUCUUCACUAAAAACUACAAGAGCUUUUGUCGAUUUUGUUGUCCAAAACCUGAAAAUUCCAACAUUCAUGAACAGAUGAUUUACUGUGUACUGACUGAAACACCGACCGAAACCUGUGCAGCUCAUAAACCAUCCAUACCAUUGUGUCGACUGAAGUUUGGGUCAUCAGCGCCUUUUCAAUCGGUCCUGGGUGAAGAGGAUCCGAUUCGGAGCUGUACUAUGCGACGGUUUGCUUGAAAUGACAUCAUACGUCAUUGAUAAAAUCAUUGAUUCCCCUCAAUGCUUCUGUGUUGGCCCUCCACAGUGAAGUCAAAGGUCACAUUGGGCUAGAAAACAGGUCGAAUUGAGUGCCUUGCUGGAGGGCACAUGAGCAGAGUGGAUGAGACAGUCGCACUCUUCUUCAUCAUUGGGCCAAUCCUGCUCCCAUUUUGCGUCAAACAGCAGGACAUGUGAUGCUUGUUGUAAGAUUUAAAUUAAAUGUUUUUUCUUACUUUA
Messenger RNA from Cyclopterus lumpus (lumpfish), 3213 nucleotides. RefSeq names its product major facilitator superfamily domain containing 4B (gene slc60a2b). The record is from RefSeq and is a predicted model, not a curated record. Lineage: Eukaryota; Metazoa; Chordata; Actinopteri; Perciformes; Cyclopteridae. The transcript has 4 exons. Bases 808 to 2685 code for a protein of 625 amino acids.